This is a messenger RNA of Apis florea (little honeybee), 3380 nucleotides long. RefSeq lists its product as uncharacterized. NCBI's taxonomy places the organism in Eukaryota, Metazoa, Arthropoda, Insecta, Hymenoptera, Apidae. The record is from RefSeq and is a predicted model, not a curated record.
GUGUUCGUUUUCUUUUUUCUUUCUCCUUCUUUCUUCUUCUUUCUUUCUUGCUCGUUGAUCGUUGGUUUGGUGAUUAAAUGCGGCUUCCAGCAGGACUUUGAGACUCAGAAGUGCAAAAAUGCGGAUGAAGCUGUUGAAGAUCGUGGUGGUUCUGCUGGUGUCAGGAUCGAGCGAGGCCAGGCCCCAGGGAACCGAAAGUUCGAUUCAAGCUCGUCCGUCGAAGGCGAACCUCGAGGAAUGGAGAACGUCCGGCGUUCGAGAAGAUAGCAGUGUCCGAUCGAACGACACGCAACGCCACAUAAAAGAUCUGCAGCACAUCGAUCAGUCGUUGAGAACGGUUGCCACCCAAUUGUUGAACGUGACCAAUGGCGGCGGUGAACAACAGCCGGCCAAGAUCCUCGACAACGCGAUCAAGAAGGCAGCGAUGAUGGAAAAAUCGACGAGCGAGGCCGCGGCGAGCAAAGAGUCGGGCAACGAUCGGUCCCCGAUCGGAUUCGGCGGCAGACCGGUCAACUCCAAGUUCAGCUAUUUCGAGACCAGCCAUCCGGGCCAAGCCAUGGCCAUAACCGAGGAGGAGCUCGAGAAGGAGAUGAGCUCGACGCGCCUGAUCACGGCGUACAAGAACCACCCGACGACCACGGGCGGCAUAUCCACGUGGAUCCUCCUCAACCCGCCCUCGACCACCGUGAAAACGAUCGAGAAGAAGACGAAGCAACCGAUCGCCGAAAUCGAGGAGGCGAGGAUCACCCAGAAACCGACUACCACGUUCGUGGACGCCACCGAAAGAGCCACGGAGAAGGUGACCGUGAUGUCCACCGUGGUGGAAGAAUCCACAACGAGGAAAUCGAUUCCGACCACCAGCGCGAUCGAGUCGAAAGUGGAAGGAGAGAAUGCUUCGAAGAUCGGCCAGGUGGCUACCGAUCGCUACUCGGAGGUCAACGCUACGAGAAAGGUUCAGAGGACGACCCCUAAACCGAAGAUAACCAGCACGAAGACCACGGUGCUGGCUUCCAAGCCCCCGAUCUCGAAGCCGGCCAGGCCGUCCAACAAUCAGCAGAACAGGCCGAAGCAUCCGAGCAGGAAUCGGAUCACCGUGAAACCUGAUAUCGGUAAAAACGAGACGGUCUCGGUCGGUAAGAUAGAGAAGGUGACGUUCAGACCCGUCCAGAUGAUCACCGUCCCGAAGAGCACCGAGAAGCCUAUGUUCGUCACCAAGAUCAAAGCGUCGAUCCUGAUGGACAAUCAAAAGACCACCACCACCGCUACUCAGAAGACUUCGACUUCGAGUGGCGAGGACAUGGUCGCUUCGACGACCUCGAAACCGACGACUUCUCUCGACGACAACCCGGAGGCAUCGAAGCUGAGACCGGCAGUCGGCACGAAGGUGAACAACGUGUUGAAGGUGCAGCUGAGGAAACCCGUGGACGAGACGAAGAUCGAGAUAGAGCCGAUCAAGGUGAACGCCCCCGUGUUGAAGAUCGAGAAGGUGGAGAAGGAGGAGGGUUUGGCGCACGACACCAAGAUAGAUCUGAUGAAGUUCGAUUUCAAUCCUGAACUAACCAAGAUCAACGUGGACCAACCGUCCUCCUCCUCGACACCGUCCACCACUACCACUUCUUCCUCUUCUUCCUCGACCACCACCACCACCACCACCACCAAGAGGCCGAAGAGAAAGAAGAACAAGAACAGAAGGAGGAAACCGAUCACUUCCACGAGUACGACCACGAGCGUGGUUCCAAGCUCGUCGACACCAGCCGCAACCGAGGAGGCAGAGCUCGCGACCUCCUCGAUUCCCGAGGAGAACGGAAUAGAACAGGAGUCGAAGAUAGCGCCCGAGACGAAGGUGGGGCAGAAGACGAAGAAGAAGCCAGCGCCGCCAGCGACAGCUGGGAUCAGCAGCCAGAUAUACAACUUUCUCAGCCGGGAGGUGAUGCCCAGCUUCGGUGUGAUGUCUCUGGUGGGCCUCGGCCUCGGCCUCGCCUCCUACUUCCUCUACCCGUUCGGGGGCACCGUAACGAGGAGGAACUACGAGGUCGAGCCGAAGUACAAGUACAAUUUCGAGGAGUACGGGGGCAAUUACGGGCAGAGCGAGGAGGAGGUGUUGUCCAAGGUUCUCCAAGGGAUGACCACGGACGAGGUGGCCAAGGGCCACCAAGCGUACGACGACAACAAUUACUACGCCUAUCAGCGUUAUGACGCCGGGGCCUUCGACCCCCACCACGCCGCCAAGAGGAACGAUUAUCAUCAACGUUACUCCUCCCCCUCCUCGCCCGUCUACCGCUCACCUGAGAACACGAAGCACAAGUACCCGGAUUAUCCUUAUUACCCGGACCCCUCCACCACCCCCAACUACAACGAGGGGACGAGGCACCGCGAGUACGUGGUCGGAUCCGGGUCGGUGAAUCGGCAGUUCGUCGUAGGAAGCGUUCCCAACGAGUAUCCCAAGCCUUACGAGGAGAGGGUACCGUCCACGUCCAACGUUGGAAAAUUGGGGAAAAUUGGUUACGGGGGGGAGGGGGCGGGGGAGGGGACGGAGAGCAGCGGGGGCCAGACGAGGUACGAGAAUUUCAACUUCCCGCAAAGUUACGGCCAGGUGCAGACGGCGAGGCCCGUCGACGAGGGCUACGAGGAGGUGGAGAUAACCCCAACCGCGGUCGCUGUGGAGCACGGGCCCAGAUCCCUAAGGAUCAGGAGGUCCGCGAGGUCUGGAAGGGAUAAAAGGGACGACGAUUCCGUGAUUCAAAUAAUUCCCUCGAAACGGGAGCUGGAGGAGGGGAGGAGGGAGGAGGAGUUGAGCAACGAGAUCCUCGACAUCAUCGACUCUGCCCUGCCCGCGGAGGGGGAUUACGAGGAGGAGAGGAGGGAGAAGAAGAAGAAGAAGGGGGAGGAGGGGUGGAUGGAGGAGGAUCUCGAGAAACGCGACUCGAGCACCGUCGUUUCUUCGACGAGGAUCGAAUCCUCCUCCUCCUCGUCCUCCUCCUUCUCCUCCUCCUCCUCUUCCUCCUCCUCCUCCUCUUCGUUGGAAAAUUUCGAUUCCGAGGGGGAGGCGAAGGCAGGUACGAGCGAAAGGCAGAGCACCGUCGAGAGCGUCACGAUCGAUCCGACCACGAAGAAGCCAGCCGAGCAGAACGGUUUCAAUCUCUUCAAUUUCGUGAAGAAGAUCGCCGAGAUCAAGUUCCGGCUCGGUCUCACGCUUCUUAAACACGCGAGCGAGGGUUUCGCCAGAUAUCUCGGCCACGUGCAGAAGAGGAUCAACGGGGAGGAGUGAGGAGAGCCCUCUCCUCGGUGGAGACGGCUGGACUCGUCGAGCGACGAUUCGUAGCGUCAGCUAAGCUCGCGGCACGUACCACCUUGUAUUCCUCGAGGACUUUGCUUCGAAG